This is a messenger RNA of Acanthosepion pharaonis, 777 nucleotides long. The record is from the annotation of a GenBank genome assembly. NCBI's taxonomy places the organism in Eukaryota, Metazoa, Mollusca, Cephalopoda, Sepiida, Sepiidae.
AUGGGCAUAUUUCAUUGUCUUUUUUUUAAUAUUUACAGAUUGGAUGAUAUUGUAGGAUUAUCCUACCUUUUCUUAAUGCUCAGUAGGCUAUCGUUCUUCUCACUGGUUGUGUCACUGUCUUUCUUUUUGUCUGUAUGGCUGGAUAUAUUUAUUUUGGGUGUCUUUUGUCUGUCUGUCUUUCUUCCAUCUGACUUCCUUUUAUCUGUCUUCCUUCCUUCCUUCCUUCUUCCUUCUGUAUGUCUGUCUUUCUUCUAUCUGUCUUUUUUUCCAUCUUUCUUCUGGCUGUCUACCUUCCUUACUUCUAACUUUCUUCUCUAUGUGAGUCUGAUUUUCUUUGCUUUCUUCCAUAUGCAUGUCUGUCUUUCUUCUGUUUUUCUUCCAUCUGUUUUUCUUCUAGCUCUCCGUCUUCCUUCCUUCUCACUUUCUUAUCUAUGGAUGUCUGUCUUUCUUCUGUCUCUCUUUUUCUGGGUCUUUCUUCCGGAUGUCUUCCUUCCUUCUUUCUGUCUUUAUUCUCUAUAUAUCUGUCAUUCUUCCUUCAUGAUGUUUUUCUUCUCUAUGUAUGUCUGUCUUUCUUCUGUCUGUCUUCCUUUUGCCUGUCUUCUGUCUUUGUUCAUUCUUUCUGUCAUUGUUCAUUCUUUCUGUCUUUCUUCUCUAUGUAUGUCUUUCUUACUUCCUCUUCUAAAUGUAUGUCUGUCUUUCUUCUCUAUGUAUGUCUUUCUUACUUCCGUCUGUCUUUCUCGUGACUCUCUUUCAUCCUUCCCUCUGUUAGUCUUCUAA